GACAUGACACAAACUGCAAAAACACGUCAUGUUUGGUUCGACUCGACUUUACAAACCAAACAACGACACGAUAUAUAACUUAUAAAUAACGGGAAACAUUCACAGAUACAUCAAAACAGUUUUUAUUGUUAAUUAAUUUAAUAGAAGCUUAAUUGUUGGAAUAUAUUUAAAAUUAAAAUCGUUUGUUGAAGCGUUGUGUGGGAGUAAGUUGAGAAAUAUCCUGUUUUACUUUGAACUUGAAGUUUUCGCCGUUUCACCGCAAAAAUGGAUCCAGUUAUUUAUGUAGAUAACACUUACGCAUCGAAAGAGGACUUCUUCAAUCCCAUCGGCAUGGUGCUCCAGUUCCUGGCGUCGUACGGGUGGCUAGUGGUGGGCGCGGGCGCGCUGCUGCUGUACGUGGCGCAGCGGCUGCGGCCCGGCAUACAGAGGAGGAGGGACGCCAGGGAGGAGGCCGAGCACCACCGCAACCCUGACGCGGCGCUGGCGCGGCUGGAGGCGCUGCAGCGCGCGCGGGAGCUGCAGCAGCGCCGCCUCGAGGAGGCCUCGCAGCGGGCGCUCGAGCUGCAGAGAGAGCGUGAAGAGAAACGUCGCCUGGAGGCAGCGGAGCGCAUGCGCAAGUACGGACCUGACGCCGGACAGAAGCUCGGGAGUGGGGAUGCAGACUACUUGCCGCUGAGCGCGGGCGCGUCCACCUCCUCGUAUCGCCCCCCCAAGAAGUCCAAGUGCGGCGGCGGCGGCUGCGGCCGCUGAACACCAUCACCACCACGCCAUCACCACGCCGUCACCACGCCGUCAUCACGCCGUCACCAGUACGGGGAGCGACAGGAGUCAGUUAAAAGUCACAUUUUCGAAACUAUGCAAAAUCAAAUGUAUUUAGUUCCUGUUUAUUUUUUUAACUAGUUCGGUUAGAAAACCAUUCGUAAUUUUUAGGAUCUUACUUAACAACUAUUGCUUAACUUUCAAUAAUAUUGCCGCUUUAUACAUCAAUUUGUGAUAACAGACUUCUCUUGCUGUCCGUACUUCUCUGCUAUGGUAUAAAUAUUGUUUCCACAAAACAAACGUUUCCUACAUUGACGUGGCUGUGGUAACUCUUAAACAAAACUGGUGCGUUAUGCGGGAAGCCGAUUUUAUUUCUUCACCAACUUUUGACCACGGGCCCACCCCCUAUAAAUCGAAAAUAAUCGCACGGGAACAUCAAAUGUCGAUAAAAACGGGAACAUAAAAUCCUGUGUUGUAUCAAAUUUCGUUUAAAUUCAGUUAAGUGGUUUUUGCGUAAAGAGGAACAAACAUCUAACAUAAAAACAAACUUUCGCAUAUAAUAUUAGUAGGAUAUCGUCUAUUUGAUGUACCCUCUGGUGUCAGAGUGUACCCCGCCCGUAGUCCUCUGACGUGACGCGACACACACUUGCACACAUUGGUGCAUCCCGGGAUUCAAACUUGCGACCUUUGGCAGCCUUAUCAAUCUUCUAAAACCCUAUUUGUUCCGUAACUUCUUCAUCUCUAACGACGUUCAUAACUAUUGUAAUUACUUCACUAAUAUAUUAAUAAAUAAUAAUUAAUGUACAUUCGUUGUCUGUCCGUAUUUAUUAUCUGUUACAAAAUGGCGUCUAUUACAUAUCUGUCAAGAAUUAGAAAAUUGUAUGAGGUACAUAUAGCCCUGUUGAUUGAAAAGCGACUUCAUUGCGACGUGGUAAGGUAUAUAACACUGUUGAGUCUCCUGUACAUAGCUAGCAAUAUGUAUGACAUUUUUUUGUUUUCUAUUAAAUAUUAAUAAAUUAAUAAUUAAAGUUA
Molecule: messenger RNA, 1791 nt
Organism: Trichoplusia ni (cabbage looper)
Lineage: Eukaryota; Metazoa; Arthropoda; Insecta; Lepidoptera; Noctuidae
Exons: 5
Coding region: 265-750 (161 amino acids)
Biological process (GO): retrograde protein transport, ER to cytosol; endoplasmic reticulum unfolded protein response
Cellular component (GO): Derlin-1 retrotranslocation complex; Derlin-1-VIMP complex; endoplasmic reticulum membrane
Source: RefSeq, a predicted model, not a curated record